Molecule: messenger RNA, 1316 nt
Organism: Puntigrus tetrazona (Sumatra barb)
Lineage: Eukaryota; Metazoa; Chordata; Actinopteri; Cypriniformes; Cyprinidae
Product: G protein-coupled receptor 137Ba-like
Exons: 7
Coding region: 144-1301 (385 amino acids)
Biological process (GO): negative regulation of osteoclast differentiation; negative regulation of bone resorption; regulation of autophagy
Cellular component (GO): lysosomal membrane
Source: RefSeq, a predicted model, not a curated record
GGAGUGGACGGUGAUGAACUGUAGAGGUGUGAGGGGUUCAUUCAGGGAGGAGUUCAUGGAGGAGGUGGAGGAGCCUCGGGAAUCAUUUACAUUACUGCGGAGAUUUGAACCCUCGCGACAAAAGAGCCAAUCAGCUUCUCCGGAUGCCGAUCACAUGCUCCCUCCUCUCUCCUCACGACUGCAGACGGAGCAGCAGCGCCGGGGCUGAUGGGAAGGCUCUGACGGACGCAGACAUGCAGGGAUGGUCGGGAGCGAACGGCUCCGUGUCUCCUCCGACGCUGAGCCCCAGCAUCCCUCCGUUCGUGAAGCUGGGCCUGACUCUGGCCUACACCGUCUUCUACUCGCUGCUCUUCUGCUUCAUCUACGCCCAGCUCUGGCUGGUGCUGCGCUACAGACACAAGCGCUUCAGCUACCAGACGGCGUUCCUGUUCCUGUGCCUGCUGUGGGCGGCUCUCCGAGCGCUGCUCUUCUCCUUCUACUUCAGGGACUGCGUGACGGCCAACGCUCUCGGACCCUUCUCCUUCUGGCUGCUCUACUGCUUCCCCGUCUGCCUGCAGUUCUUCACGCUCAGCCUCAUGAACCUGUACUGCGCUCAGGUUUUCUUCAAGGCCAAGUCGAAGUACUCUCCUCAGCUCCUUAAAUAUAAGUCUCCUCUCUACCUGCUGUUCUUCGGUGUGAGUCUGCUCUUUCUUCUGGUCAAUCUGAGCUGUGCUCUGCUGGUCAAGAUGAGUCAGGCUCAGGUCAAGACCGUGGUUCUGGUGCGAGUGACCAUCAACGACUCGCUCUUCGUCCUCUGCGCCGUCUCGCUGGCCGUCUGCCUCUACAAGAUCGCCAAGAUGUCCCUCGCCAGCAUCUACCUGGAGUCCAAGGGCACGUCUGUGUGUCAGGUGACCCUGAUCGGGCUGACGGUGGUCCUGCUGUACUCGUCCCGGGCCUGUUAUAAUCUGGUGGUCCUGGCUCUGACCGACAUCGAGAGCAUCAACUCGUUCGAUUACGACUGGUACAACGUCUCCGAUCAGGCGGAUCUGCGCUCCAGUCUCGGAGACGCCGGCUACGUGGUGUUCGGGGUCAUCCUGUUCGUCUGGGAGCUGCUGCCCACGUCUCUGGUGGUCUUCUUCUUCCGCGUGAGGAAACCGGCGCAGGACCGGAGCGGCUCUUCCAUUCCCAGCCACGUCUUCUCAAACCGCCCGUACUUCUUCGACAAUCCCAGGCGCUACGACAGCGACGACGACCUGGCCUGGGCUUCUCACCCCGUGACCACCUCCACCAGGUACACAAACACCACUGACCAUCACACUUAGAGAUAGCAGCCGGAA